AUUAGAGGGCAGAAGUGUGGGAAAUACAAGUGAAGUAUAGGAUGAUGAUGAUAGCGUAUCAAAUUCAAUCUUUCAAUCUAUAAAUCAUACUUACUUCCUUAGUUCUCUCCGAAGUCUUUAAGGUUGUCUGUUGUUGUUGUUGUUGUUGUUGUUGUUGUGUUACUUGUGUCAGCUCCGAAAAUUUUGAAGUCCAAAAUAGGAAAAAAGCAGUAAUGAAUGCAGUAACAGUGUCAGUGAGUAAUAUAACACAAUUACUACUCGAACCCAUUUCCAUUUUCAGAGCUCCUCAAGUUUCAGCUUGCUUUCCCAACAAUAAGAGCUUAGUCAGUGUCAAAUCCAGCACUAGUAGAAGAAGAAUAAGAAGGAACCCUAUGCGUUUGGUCCCUCUCACUCGUUCAACAUCGUCAUCUUCAUCUCCAACAAUUGAGACAGUGGAGGGCCAAGCUCUCUCUGAAUCUGAAUCUGAAUCUGAAUCAGUUACUCGUCGCCUCAUUCUUCUUCGCCAUGCCACGAGUUCCUGGGAAGACACUUCACUCCGGGAUCAUGACCGCCCUCUAAGUAAAGCAGGGCAAGUCGAUGCUGCAAGAGUUUCUCACAAACUCCAACAGUUGGGUUGGAUCCCUGAACUCAUUCUGUGUAGCAAUGCAUUGCGAACGACGGAGACACUUAAGAUAAUGCAAGGACAAGUCCGAGGCUUUCUGGAAGCUGAGGUGCAUUUCUUUUCAAGCUUUUAUUCCAUUGCCGCUAUGGAUGGACAGACUGCUGACCAUAUUCAGCAAGUUAUCUGUAAAUAUACAAGGGAUGAGAUACUUACAGUAAUGUGUAUGGGACAUAAUAGAGGAUGGGAGGAGGCAGCCUCAAUGUUCACAGGUGCCUCAGUAGAAUUGAAGACAUGCAAUGCUGCUUUGCUCGAAGCUACUGGGAAAUCUUGGGAAGAGUCUUCCAAAAGUGAAGGUUUUGAAAAAGUUAGGUGGGACGUCAUCUGUUUUCUGAGAAGCUUUCUGCAAAGUUCAGAAUAUUGGAAACCAAUGCUCAGUCAUUAAAGAUACAUUUACUUCUGCAUGCAAUAGUUUGUUGUGAUAAAUUUGAGGUCUUGGUCAAGGCCUUACAAGUUGCAAGCCCAUGGCCAAUAUCAAAGAGAUGGAACUUUCUUUACGUGCUGGCCAGGUAUGACACAGGGACUGCCAAUUGAAGAACCAAGUUAAAUUACUCCAUUCCACUGUUUCCCAUGCUAUGGAAGAAGAUAUCAUUACCUGCAAUUCUUUCAACUGGUACCAUCUCCCGCAAUUCAGUGUGUAUAAGGUUGUAACUUGUAAUCAAUAUUGCCAAUGUUAUUUUUUUGGGACCUGAA
Quercus robur (English oak) is the source of this 1351-nucleotide messenger RNA. RefSeq lists its product as uncharacterized. The record is from RefSeq and is a predicted model, not a curated record. The coding region runs from base 213 to 1043 and encodes 276 amino acids. The transcript has 5 exons. Lineage: Eukaryota; Viridiplantae; Streptophyta; Magnoliopsida; Fagales; Fagaceae.